Onychostoma macrolepis is the source of this 779-nucleotide messenger RNA. RefSeq names its product mitochondrial translation release factor in rescue (gene mtrfr). Gene Ontology annotation, cellular component: mitochondrion. The transcript has 3 exons. The coding region runs from base 187 to 693 and encodes 168 amino acids. Gene Ontology annotation, biological process: translational termination. NCBI's taxonomy places the organism in Eukaryota, Metazoa, Chordata, Actinopteri, Cypriniformes, Cyprinidae. Gene Ontology annotation, molecular function: translation release factor activity. The record is from RefSeq and is a predicted model, not a curated record.
UGAAUCAUCUAAAACUAAAAGAAGAAGUAAUUCGUAAAGUUCAGGCAGUGCAUUAUGCUGUGUAUUUCUGUCAGAUUGGUAGUUUUGUGUUAGUUUAUUUUCAGGGAUGUAACUUGAAUGCGUGGUUUAUAUUCCGACCAGUAUAACCGUGGCCUUCUAUGUGGCUGCAAGGGGAAACUUUGAAGGAUGACUUCGCCUCUUUUAGUCCACCAGCGCUUUUUCGCUGUCUGGAAGCUGCAGUGGGGCUCGCUGAACGCAGGGACGAGCCUCAUACUCCAUCAGCCGUGGUGGGUAACAGGAUGGCCGUGUGUUUUCGCUGCUGGUAAGAAAUACCAAAUUGACCUGCCAGUAGUCCACGAGGAAGACCUUGAUGAACAGUUUGUUCGUGGGUCUGGUCCUGGAGGACAAGCCACCAACAAAACCAGCAACUGCGUGGUGCUCAAGCAUAUUCCCACGGGUAUCGUCGUGAAGUGUCACCAGACCAGAUCGGUGGAUUUGAACAGAAAACGAGCACGGGAGAUUUUACGCGAGAAACUGGAAAUUGCAUAUAAGGGUGAGGAAAGUGAACUGCUGAAAAUGAAAAAGGAAUCCAUACAGAGGAAACAGGAAAAACGGCAAAAAGUAAAUGAAAACGUGGAAAAAAAGAGACGAUUCAAGGCGAUGCUGUACUCAGACCAAGAUGACAAACGCUGAGGCAAAAAGUCCUCUUCUGCCAAACGAAGACCAGUGGACGGCAGUAUAAACGAGAAAAUAGAAGAAGCUAAAGAAAACAAAGACGG